Messenger RNA from Spirodela intermedia, 1341 nucleotides. The record is from the annotation of a GenBank genome assembly. NCBI's taxonomy places the organism in Eukaryota, Viridiplantae, Streptophyta, Magnoliopsida, Alismatales, Araceae.
AUGCGGUGGUGCCGGAGCUUCAAUCCUUCCUCUGGGAACUCAUCGGAGACUCCCACCCCGCGGGGUCCCGUCCGUCAAUCCUCCUCUGCCGGCCAAUCAGAGCAUGAGGCCCCGCAGCCGCCCAGUUUGCCCUCCGAUGGCACCCCCCGCGGCGGCGCUGCCUCCCCAUCCACCUUCAACCUGCUCACCCGCGAGUACACCCGCACCAUCCAAACAACACACGUCGUCGACAUCAAGUCCAAGCUCCAGUCUUUCUCCUCCGGCGCCGGCGACGACUCGGCCGCCGAUUUAGGGGGAGUAGCGGCGCCGCCGCUGCUGGGGUUAUCGAGGUCGGCCCAUCUGCUGUCGGAGGUUCUCCAGCCCGACAGGGAAUCGGUGGAGGAGGCUCUCCGCCGCGUCCGCUCUGGUCGCCUCUCCCGGAUCGUCUCCGAUUACUUCGGCGGCAGCGAGAGCACCUCCCGUCUCUGCCUGCGCCUCCACGGCCGCAUAGAAUGCGCUCGCGCCAUCUACACCCCUCUCCUGAAUCUCCUCGAAGACCUCCCCAGCGCCGCGACCACCGCCGGCACCACCGCCGCCUCGUCCCCCGCGUCGAUCGCCUCGCCGUCCUCCUGCCAGAACCGACACCGCCCCCGCCGCCGCAGCCACCAAUUUCUCUCCCCGUCGCAGUGUGAAUGGGUCCUGCAAGUCUUCAAGGAGUUCUACGUCAAAGAGAACCCGUUCAGUGGCGCCGCCGGGUUCCCGGAGAUGUGUAGAUGCCUCGACGAGCUCCGCGAGGAGCUCAGAGCCUGCCUCCGACUGGCGCGGCGGCGAGCCCGCCUCCUCCCCGGCGUCGCCGUCUACUCCGCCGUCUGCCUCAUCGGCUCCGCCCUGGCCAUCACCCUCGGCGUGCUCCUCGCCGCGCACGCCCUCCCCGCCAUGGGAGCAGCUCUGGUGGGCUUCCUCCGGUGCCCCGCCGACCCACUGGCCCCCAAGAAGCGGCGGCUGACAGAGCACAUCGCCCAGCUUGAUGCUGCCGCCAAGGGAGUCUUCGUGCUGAGAAAUCACCUGAACACCGUUGAGAGACUAGUUCGCCGGGUGGACGAGGCGGUGGAGGACGACAGGGGUCUGGUCUUGCAGGCCCUCACCGUCGCCGAAGGAGACCGCCGCUUCGUCGAAGCUACAUUGAGGCAGCUCCGGCCGACCAGGGCGCCGCUGCACAGGAUGCUCCAGGAGCUCGAGGACCACGUCUGCCACUGCUGCACCACCAUCAAUAACGCCCGCAACCUCCUUUUCGAGCUCAUUGACCGUCGCCAUGGCCGCCGCCGGACAGCCGCCGGGUCCUCGGAUGAGCAGGGCAGCUAA